This is a messenger RNA of Talaromyces atroroseus, 2664 nucleotides long. RefSeq lists its product as hypothetical. Gene Ontology annotation, molecular function: chromatin binding. Lineage: Eukaryota; Fungi; Ascomycota; Eurotiomycetes; Eurotiales; Trichocomaceae. The transcript is spliced from 3 exons. Gene Ontology annotation, biological process: mitotic chromosome condensation. Gene Ontology annotation, cellular component: condensin complex. The record is from RefSeq and is a predicted model, not a curated record. The coding region runs from base 1 to 2664 and encodes 887 amino acids.
AUGCCUCGCGUCGUGAAUCCAUCAAAGAGCCAUCGUCGCUCAAAUGGCGGUGCCACAACCCCGCACAAGAACUCUCCCACCAAGAUCCCCCUCAAUGAUGACAUGGGAGAGAAGGCUGCUCGAAUGCAGUCGCGACAAGCUCUGUAUGACCGCCAGAUGAACCAGAUCAAAGCCGCUGUCAAAACGCCCAUGCCCCCGCGUAGGACAUACGACCGUGCUGAUAGUCAAAGUCCUUCAACUCCGCGCGGGUCUCUUCGCCGAGGCCGCGAAAGCGACGUGGAUGGUCGCGGUAGAGGUACAACCCCGGGAAAACGAGUACCUAUUCUCGCGAACUUUGAAGAGUGGAUGAAGAUGGCGACCGACAACAAAAUUAACGCUGCUAAUUCGUGGAAUUUCGCUCUGAUCGAUUAUUUCCAUGAUAUGUCUUUACUCCGCGAAGGAGACGGUGUCAACUUUCAAAAAGCCAGUUGUACUCUCGACGGUUGCGUCAAGAUUUAUACCAGCAGGGUUGACAGUGUCGCAACUGAAACAGGGAAGCUCUUAAGUGGUUUGGCCGACAGCCGAGAUCGCAAAGCUCAAGAAGGUGAAGGGGCCGAAGGUGAGGAGGAUGAAGAAGAGGAGGAGGGUGAAGAUGGUGUACGAAGAAAGGCGAAAAAGAAGACUCGUUCUCACGAAGCUACUCUAGCUCCAUCCUUCGCUUCCUUACAACUGAAAAAGCUUGAGCUCGAGUUUGCAGUGGACCCACUGUUCAAGAAAGCAUCGGCAGACUUUGAUGAAGGUGGUGCCAAGGGCUUGUUACUAAAUCAUUUGUCGAUUGAUGGUCAAGGAAGGAUCAUCUUCGACAGCAGUGAUGACGUAGACGAGACAACCACUGCAGCAGAUAAUGCACAGGAUGAUGAAGUAGAUACAGAAGAGGCACGGUCCAAAGAACCUGAAGGUGACCCCAUGGAUGUCGAUCCCGUGGAAAUCGAUAUAGCCUCCCUCGGCAACCGAUUCUUUCCCGACUUGGAUCGUCUCUCCGAACAAGACAUCUGUCCUUCUCUGAAGAAUCUCGAUCUAGGGGACCCUAGUGGCUCCCUUGAUAUCUCACUACUAAAAGCGCCUGAUGAAUGGAGGCAAGACAAGACGAACGAUGAGUCUGACCAGGCAAGGCGUUUAGGUGACGCUUCUGGCAUCAUGCUUGAUGACGAUAACGCUGUGGGAUUUGACGAUGAUGAUGGGACCUUCGCUGGAUUCGACAUUGGUGAAGAUGCUGGCUUUGGAGAAGGUGGAGAAGCUUGGGCACGUGAAGCAGCACUAGAGCCUUUGCUCAAAGUCCAUCGCAUGGAUAUCGGUGGAGAAGACGAUGCGGACGCGACACUAAAUGAAGGAGAUCCUUAUUCUUUGUCGAUAUCUCAUCAACCAGCCAACAAAGAGCACGAGAACAUCUUGAGCUACUUCGAUAACGCUUUACAAAAGAAUUGGGCUGGUCCCGAGCAUUGGCGUAUCCGCAAAAUCAAGGAGACCAAUGCGGCCAAUUCAACAAACGCAGCGCCUAAGCAGCGUAAAGAAAAGGAGCCAUUUGUGAUUGACUUUUCUAGUCCCCUUGAUACUACGGCAGCAGAAUUAAUCUACACUCAAGCAAGUUCAAAUUCUGCCAUCUCAAUACCAAAAACACAGUGGAAAACAAAAGGACGCAAUCUACUCCCGGAUGACAAGCAUUUCAACUCGCAGCAAUUGCUGCGGCUGUUCCUCAAGCCUAAGGCUCGCAUGGGAUCUAAGAGAUUCUUCGGAGUUCGCAAGACCGGCGAAUCAUCACAGAUGCAGGUUCCAGCAGCAGGCGAAAUGGAUGAAGCUUUCUGGGCAAACCACAAGCCUGAGAAUGACACACAAGCAGAGGAUGAUAAGGUUGCGGGCACAUAUGAUGCCAAUUUCUUUGCCGACGAUGAUGGACUUGCAUUCCCCAAUGGACUGCCAUUGGGAGAUGAUGACGACGACAAUAUGCCAUUCGCGGACGCUCGCGAGAUGUUCUCUCCCCAGGGUGACCUAGAUGCUCGGCCAACCACCUCAGCUGGCGAUGGGUCGGGAGCUACUGGUUUGACUGCUCUUCUCAAUAUGGUCGGGGCCACACCUGGUUCAGCUCUCCACGGUGGAGGAUUUGGUUCGCAACUCGUAACGCAAGGUGGCCGCCGUGUCCGGCCUGACUAUGUCGCUUAUGCUCGUGUGGCUAAGAAGGUGGACGUCCGACGUCUGAAAGAGGAGAUGUGGAAGGGUAUGGGUGAUAGGUUGGUUGAGUCCAUGGACUUCAACUCAGCUUCCGAUGCAGCAGCAGUCAUAGAUACCCCUGACGAGCCCGAACUCACGGAGGAUGACGGACCACCUACGCCUACUCCAAAGAAUCGGCAGUCGGACGUGGAUCAUCCAAUGCCUGAUGUCACGUCUGCAACGGAGAAAAAUAGUCAGUUGCGAUUCACAACCGUCAUGAAUUCUCUGAAGGGGUCAUAUCCACAAGAAACACUUCGAGAUAUCAGCACUUCUUUUGGGUUUAUUUGCCUCUUGCAUCUGGCGAACGAAAAGGGCCUCGUUCUACAGAAUGGCGAUCUUCUUGGUGAAGGGGUUGGAAGUUUAGAAGAGAUCUACAUCUCCAGGGAUGUUGGGGCCGUGAUAGAAGAAGGCGCAAUGUAA